Molecule: messenger RNA, 2354 nt
Organism: Epinephelus fuscoguttatus (brown-marbled grouper)
Lineage: Eukaryota; Metazoa; Chordata; Actinopteri; Perciformes; Serranidae
Gene: mif4gdb
Product: MIF4G domain containing b
Exons: 6
Coding region: 168-833 (221 amino acids)
Biological process (GO): regulation of translational initiation
Cellular component (GO): cytosol
Molecular function (GO): translation activator activity; protein binding; RNA binding
Source: RefSeq, a predicted model, not a curated record
CAUCUUGUCGCGUUACUGCACCUUUGUAAGGCUACGUAGCGUAACGUCUGCUUACGUCUACCGGGGUGUUAUGAGCAGCUUAGAUGUGAAGAAUUUGCGUGAAAUUCCGCAUAUUACCUUAAAAAUCGUGACAGCUCUCAGGUGUAAUUUGGGUGCCACCUUGUGAAAUGGAAAACACGACCGACGACUACAGGAUCCAGUCGUUUGACCUGGACACACAGAUGUUGCUGAAAACAGCCUUGAAAGAUCCAAGUUCAGUGAACCUGGAGAAGGUGUCUAGCAUCAUCGUGGAUCAGUCUCUAAAGGACCAGGUGUUCAGCAAAGAGGCUGGACGCAUCUGCUACACCAUUGUGCAGGCCGAGGCGAAGCAGAACAACGGAAACGUGUUCAGGAGGAACUUGCUGAACCGCCUCCAGCAGGAGUUCAAGAACCGCGAGGAGACGAGGGGGCGUUCGCUGCAGGAGUGGGUGUGCUACGUCUCGUUCAUCUGCAAUGUCUUCGACUACCUCAAAGUGAACAACAUGCCGAUGGUGGCCCUGGUCCAUCCUGUGUACGACUGUCUGAUCAGGCUGGCCCAACCAGAUGCUCUGAUGAAUGAGGAGGAGGUGGACUGUCUGGUGCUGCAGCUUCACCGCAUCGGGGAGCAGCUGGAGAAGGUGAACAGCCCGCGAAUGGACGAGCUGUUCUUCCUGCUGCGGGACGGCUUCCUGCUCCAGGAGGGCCUCACCUCCAUGGCCCGUCUGCUGCUGCUGGAGAUCCUGGAGUUCAGGGCCGGAGGUUGGAUGCUCAGCAGCACCGCCCACAAGUACUACUACAGUGAAAUCGCUGACUAGGAUUGUCCCAAGGACACGGGUGCUGAGCAGCUGUUGUGCAGGUGCAUUAGCCAACCUUCAGAGCACCUCGGAUACCUCUGUGUAGUCACCAGGGUUUCCCCCAGGAAGCUGGUAAGUGGGAGCGGUGGCCGGCGCUGCCCUUAAAGCUUAAAAUGAUUUUUAUUAAAGUGUAUUAAGUUCUUCUGAAGUUAGUCGAGGCUCACUGUGGGAAACCCUGGGCACCACUGAUUAUAAAACCAGCAGUUUCAUGAAGGACAGGACAUCUUCCAGGAAAACAGAGGAGGGUUCUGUGACGACAGAGGUUCAUAAACUGUAAAAAGACUUUUGAUUUUGCUGGAUUGUUCCCUGCGUUUGAUAAUAUUCCCGAGACAUGGUGCCGUGGAUGUGGAAUGUGCAAUAGUUCACAAGGUGUUGAAGUGACGUUAACGAGGUUUAGCCACAUUCAGGUACACUUGGUUUUAGAGUUUGAUAUUUUUUAUGUUUUGUUUUUUUUUAUUAAUCUUACAGGCAUUCCUGUGUUGAGAAAACAUUUCAAAGUCCAACUUAUUAUCAUUAUUUUUAACAAUCCAAAGGACUUGGAAGAGACAUUCCAGUCAGAUGCAAGCUGAUUUGGUUGUUGCUUUACUUUUUAUUGUUGUGUGACCAAAUUUAAUAGAAAAUCAAAUAGUUUAAUAACUUAGUUUAGUAUCUUUUGCGUAGUAUUGACAUUUUACAAAAGGUUUGAAAUGUAGUUCAGAGGAAUUUUCUGCCUAAUUUGUCCUGUAGGAUUCCUGUGUUACUGUUUUGUUAUGUGUCGUUACAUGAGGCCGUUUUGUCAGAUGAAGCGUCGUGUCUUAAUUCAGGGACCUUCUUUUAUUUAAUUUUAUUUGUUGCAGCUCCACUUAAACAUGGAAGACCAACCGAUUGGCUGCAGUUCAUAUUAACACUGUGUUUCUGCAGAUAAAUGAGUCAGAUGUUUAAAACAUUUCUGGAUUCACAAGUGUCAUUUGUUAAACAACUCGUGCCAACACAACAACAGCAUCACCCAGAACUUCUUGACAAAGCCUAAGCUCUUAAUUUGAUAAGUCGCCAGAGGACAGUGGCGGAAGAAGUGCUCGGAUCAUUCCCUUAAGUAAAGGCAGCAAUACCACAGACAGUGUAUAAAUAGUUACUGAAACAUCUUUUAUUUGUUGAUCAUAUUUUGUAUUUUUAAUCAGUAACUGAAGUCAUCAAAUGAAUGUAGUGGAGUGAAACAGUACAAUACCCUUAAAAUUAGUUGAGUAAAUGUUCCGAGUUAUCAUCCAACACUGCUGGAGGAGCAGGUGUCUAUCCUCCCUUCACAUAUGCGCAGGUCAGCCAGGAGUUUAAAGCUCAUGGAGACGGUAUUUUUCCUCUGAAUUCAGCACCACCAGCACCAGCUACACCACAGCAUGUAGCUGAGCUCAGUUUUUCGUUGGAGUCUGUUGUUACCUUUGUUGAUGCUCAGUGACAGCUCAACCAGAGCUGUGCCUUGGAUUCAGACAGACACAAGCAUAGGAGACA